Fusarium fujikuroi IMI 58289 is the source of this 708-nucleotide messenger RNA. RefSeq lists its product as uncharacterized. Bases 1 to 708 code for a protein of 235 amino acids. Lineage: Eukaryota; Fungi; Ascomycota; Sordariomycetes; Hypocreales; Nectriaceae. The record is from RefSeq and is a predicted model, not a curated record. The transcript is spliced from 3 exons.
AUGCUCGACGGCCCCUUUAGCGAAGGUAUCCGCAGCAACGAUAAUUUCUUUGAGGUCAAGGCUUUUGAAUGGAAUGCAGAGGCGCUGGUAAUUCUUCUGGAUAUCAUCCACGGGCAUCAUCGAUGUCUUCCAAAGGACGUCGAGCUUGAUAUUCUCAUUGAGCUUGCGAUGCUAUGCGAUUAUUAUCGGUGCGAAGAGAUCGUGGAAGUCUUUGCAGAGCGGUGGAUAGCGGCAUUUGGGGAAGAUAAGCCGCCGUAUGAAGAUGAAGCCACUAUGAACUGGAUCUUUAUCGCUUGGGUUUUUCAGAAAGGAAAGCUGUUCACCAGCAUGGUAGCUGCGACGCUGCAGCAUAGGAAGAUCCCUAUGUACACAGACCUGCCAUUGCCAAGUACUAUCGUUGAAAAGGUGGAAGCUCAGCGUGUGAAGUUUAUUAAUGAAGUCCUAAAUAAUCUCUAUGGUCUCCAGGAGUCACUCUUGGUCACCAACGAUGACUGCAAGCGGGAAUGUGCAUUAAUGCUUCUGGGCUCACUUAUGAAGCAGAUGCGUGAAGCCGGACUUGAAAUCCUGGAGCCCAACGACUUGUCAUCAACAGUCCGCAGCGUCGUGGAACUGAGAAGAUUUGUAUCGGGGCUCGAAACCCCUGUCUGGCAUCUUGCUGGGGUUCUAAGGGCGUUCAUGACUAAAGAGGACCUUGGGAAGAUGAAAUAG